UUAGGCUGGAGAACAAGUGACAAAGCAGAGAGGGAGAGAGAAAUAAUCCUGGUGAUUUAGAGCAUUAAUAAGAAAGGUAAUAGUAGUUUUUAUGCGUCCUGGCGCAGAAGGUGAGCACAUAUGGAGCAACGUUUGUCACUCUAAGUCGGUGACCAAGAAAAAAUAAAUUAAAGGUGAGGAAAGUUUAGAAGAAGAGCGGAAACUUCCAAUGUCUGUCUCCUCCGCCCCCGGUCAGGGGAACACGAGGAAGCAUUCAGCUGUGCCACGAGGGAAGAGACCACCGGAUUUAGAGCUGUCUGAAACCACAUUCAGCGCGCGUGAGGCAGGAACACCUGUUGGCACCUUUCCUCAAAGAGACACAACAAUGCAACAGGACUGCAGAGCUCCCGCGGAUGGCAACUCUUUUCACCUGCACCCUCGCAUAUCUCAUCCCCGGAUGUCUGGRAGGAUGUCGGUGUACAGCACCGGUGCGCGUCCGGCUCUCACACGCGCCUACAUCCAAGGACGCGUGUACAACUUUCUGGAGAGGCCGACUGGUUGGAAAUGCUUCGUGUAUCACUUCACAGUGUUUCUAAUGGUUCUGGCGUGUCUCAUCCUCAGUGUUCUCUCUACCAUUGAGCAGUAUCAUUCCCUGGCUCACACAACGCUAUUUUGGGUGGAGAUCGUCCUUGUGGUGUUCUUUGGAGUGGAAUAUUGUGUCCGUCUUUGGUCAGCAGGCUGCCGCAGUAAAUAUGUUGGCAUCUGGGGACGACUACGCUUUGCCAGGAAGCCAAUAUCUAUUAUAGAUCUGAUUGUAGUUGUUGCCUCCAUAAUUGUGCUGUCAGUGGGUUCCAAAGGCCAGGUCUUUGCAACGUCUGCUGUAAGAGGGAUUCGCUUUCUGCAGAUUCUGCGUAUGCUCCACGUUGACAGGCAGGGAGGGACCUGGCGYCUUCUGGGGUCUGUGGUCUUCAUCCAUCGACAGGAGCUGAUCACCACCCUGUACAUUGGAUUCUUGAGCCUUAUCUUCUCAUCAUAUUUUGUCUACCUGGCAGAGAAAGACACUCUGAACAGCAGCGGCGUCACUGAGUUUGGAAACUAUGCUGAUGCUUUGUGGUGGGGAGUGGUGACAGUGACUACAAUUGGCUAUGGGGACAAAGUUCCACAAACCUGGAUUGGAAAAACUAUUGCAUCAUGUUUUUCAGUCUUUGCUAUAUCAUUCUUUGCACUUCCUGCAGUAAGUACAUAUUGUUUUAAUGUGUUUUUUUUCUUCAGUUUGUUUCUUAUGUUUUUUAUAGAGUUCCUUGGUCUCCAUGAUGUCUCUUGCUUGGUGAUGAGGAGGAAGAUGAAGAGUAUUGACAAGGACAACAGUCCAGCUUCUCCAGAAGUUCCCAGCAUCACCUGUGACUCUGUGUUCGACAGUGGGAGGGAGUUAAGUUCAGAUGUUUACAGCACUGUUGGCACAGGACUUCAGGCACUUGGAGGAUGUGAUCCUCAGCAAUCAUGGACAUCUUUGUCUUCCCUUCAGUUCAGCUCAUCACCUCCAGACUGUGCAGUGAAAAGAAGCCCCGGCCUUUUGGAUUCGCAGCCCCCCACCCCGCUCCAGAGGAACAGCAGCUACACAGACGACCUGGAGCUGGAGUCAGAGCGGGAGAGUGAACUGGCUCCUGCCAGCUCCGUGUCACAACUAACAGAGUCGCAUCGGAAAGCCAUCCGUGUUAUUCAAAGAAUGCGUUAUUUUGUGGCCAAGAGAAAUUUCCAGCAAGCCCGUAAGCCAUAUGAGGUGCGAGACGUGAUUGAACAAUACUCUCAGGGUCACCUCGACCUCAUGGUGCGCAUCAAGGAGCUACAGAGAAGACUAGACCAGUCUUUAGGGAAGAUGAGUUUGUUCCAGACAGGUUCAGACCGAGCCAGAGACAAAGGAAACAACUCAAUUGGAUCAAGACUCGACAGGAUGGAGGAAAAGAUUUCUCAUAUGGACCAAACUCUGACCCACAUGGCCGAGUCUCUCACUUUACUGCUGGACCAGAGGGACGGUGGAGGCGGAGAAAGCCGAGGCAGACUGAGACCUCGGCUCAGACGAACCUGUAAUGUCCUCCCCAGUCAGGACAACCUGCCGGGCUAUGACCAGCUGUCUUCAUCCCCGUCGUCCUUCUCCUCCUCCAACAACACAAGCACUGCACCUUGUCCCAACCCUCCACUCAACUCCAUCACCAGUCAGACCGAGAGGUGCUGAAAGCUGAAACCAAAUGUUUGCUCAUCUGUAUAAGGGGAGAACACACCCUGAAUGAACUGAACCAUUGAGCCUAUUCAGCUGCAAUUACUUUAUGUGAUGUAAUCAUACUUUUUUUCUCAAUAUUCUCACUGCAUACAAUGUUUGAAAAAAUAGGUUUAAAACUGCAAAAACAUUUUGGAUGUUUUCUUUCUGAAAAUGAUAAAUAUUAAUACAAUUUAUUUUGGUUUAUUAGACAUGAAACACCAUGAUUUUGUUCACACAAAUCAUCUAAACAAAUGAAACCAAUGUUGAUCAUUUUCA
Molecule: messenger RNA, 2512 nt
Organism: Austrofundulus limnaeus
Lineage: Eukaryota; Metazoa; Chordata; Actinopteri; Cyprinodontiformes; Rivulidae
Gene: kcnq1.1
Product: potassium voltage-gated channel, KQT-like subfamily, member 1.1
Exons: 17
Coding region: 209-2212 (667 amino acids)
Biological process (GO): potassium ion transmembrane transport
Cellular component (GO): membrane; voltage-gated potassium channel complex
Molecular function (GO): voltage-gated potassium channel activity
Source: RefSeq, a predicted model, not a curated record